This is a messenger RNA of Boleophthalmus pectinirostris (great blue-spotted mudskipper), 2034 nucleotides long. It is a transcript of the gene rbbp5, whose product is annotated as retinoblastoma binding protein 5. The transcript has 14 exons. NCBI's taxonomy places the organism in Eukaryota, Metazoa, Chordata, Actinopteri, Gobiiformes, Gobiidae. The record is from RefSeq and is a predicted model, not a curated record. Gene Ontology annotation, cellular component: Set1C/COMPASS complex. The coding region runs from base 166 to 1818 and encodes 550 amino acids. Gene Ontology annotation, molecular function: protein binding.
CACCUGUGUGUUUGGGUCCUUCGUGCGGCGCGCUAACAGCAGGCUAACGAGGCUAACAUCGCGCACCGGAGCACCGCAAAAAAACAACAACAAAACAAAAACCCGCAACAUUUACAUCAAACCCGCAGGAUCUUGGGAGAGUUUUGGCCCCGCGCCGCCGUCACCAUGAACCUGGAGCUGCUCGAGUCGUUCGGGCAGAAUUAUCCAGAGGAAGCGGAUGGCACUCUGGACUGCAUCAGCAUGGCGCUCACCUGCACGUUUAACCGCUGGGGCACCCUGCUGGCCGUGGGCUGUAACGACGGGCGCAUCGUCAUCUGGGAUUUCCUCACCCGCGGCAUCGCCAAGAUCAUCAGCGCCCACAUCCACCCGGUCUGCUCCCUGUGCUGGAGCAGAGACGGGCACAAGCUGGUGAGCGCCUCCACCGACAACAUCGUGUCUCAGUGGGACGUCCUGACCGGAGACUGUGACCAGAGGUUCCGCUUCCCCUCGCCCAUCCUCAAGCUGCAGUGCCACCCCCGAGACAUGGACAAAGUUCUGGUGUGUCCCAUGAAGUCGGCGCCGGUGCUGCUCACGCUCUCCGACUCCAAACACGUGGUCCUGCCCGUCGACGACGACUCCGACCUCAACGUGGUGGCGGCGUUCGAUCGCCGGGGGGAGUACAUCUACACCGGGAACGCCAAAGGGAAGAUUCUGGUGUUGAAGACAAACACUCAGGAGCUGGUGGCCUCGUUCAGAGUCACUACAGGAACCAGCAACACCACAGCCAUAAAAUCCAUCGAGUUCGCACGCAAAGGAAGUUGUUUCCUGAUAAACACGGCUGACAGAAUCAUCCGAGUGUACGACGGCAGAGAGAUCCUGACCUGCGGCAGAGAUGGAGAACCAGAGCCCAUGCAGAAACUACAGGACCUGGUGAACAGGACUCCGUGGAAACGCUGCUGCUUCUCUGGAGACGGCGAGUACAUCGUGGCGGGUUCGGCCCGGCAGCACGCGCUCUACAUCUGGGAGAAGAGCAUCGGGAACCUGGUGAAGAUCCUCCACGGGACCAGAGGAGAACUGCUGCUGGACGUGGCUUGGCAUCCGGUGCGUCCGAUCAUCGCCUCCAUCUCCAGCGGAGUCGUGUCCAUCUGGGCCCAGAACCAAGUGGAGAACUGGAGCGCGUUUGCUCCAGAUUUUAAAGAACUGGACGAGAACGUGGAAUAUGAAGAAAGAGAGUCUGAGUUUGACAUCGAAGAUGAAGACAAGAGCGAACCAGAGCAGACGGGAGGGGACGCCGCUGAGGACGAGGAGGUGGACGUGACGUCGGUCGACCCCAUCGUGGCGUUCUGCAGCAGCGACGAGGAGCUGGAGGACUCGCGGGCGCUCCUGUACCUGCCCAUCGCCCCGGAGGUGGAAGACCCCGAGGAGAACCCGUACGGUCCCCCGCCGGACGCCCAGACCGCCGCCGCCCCCGACGACGCCCCCUCCGGAGACAAGAAACAGAAGCAGAGCGGCGCCGACCCACCGGCCAAAAAGAAGGCCCGCACUACCACCAUCGAGCUGCAGGGGGUGCCCAGCGACGAAGUGCACCCCCUGCUGGGCGUGAAGGGCGACAGUAAAUCGAAGAAGAAGACGGCGGGGCGUCCCAAAGGCUCCAAAGGUAAAGACAGAGAGUUUGUGCGCUCCAAGGCGUUCAGAGACAGAGCCGCGUUCCCUCUGGAGACUGUGGGGGGCGCUGCGGGGGCCCACGUCAGCGCGGGGCUCAAGGGCAGGGCAGAGGGCCUGGCUCCAGGGGGUCUGUCUCAGUCCUACAAGCAGCACGACCUCGGAGGCCUGGACUAGACCCUGGACCCUGGACCGAACCGGGUCUGGACUUAAGAUGGUCUGGAUUAAACCGGGUCUGGAUCUGUUUUGGACUGAUGAUGGACUCUUUCAGACUGGACUGAAGUGAUGCAGAAGAGGAAGAAGAAGAAGAAGAGGAAGAAGAAGAAGAGGAAGAGGAGUGUAAAAUACUGUUGUGUCUCGUGUUGUGUUUUUAUAUUAAACUUUACUGUUUCU